Molecule: messenger RNA, 1489 nt
Organism: Cucumis melo (muskmelon)
Lineage: Eukaryota; Viridiplantae; Streptophyta; Magnoliopsida; Cucurbitales; Cucurbitaceae
Exons: 5
Coding region: 108-1247 (379 amino acids)
Source: RefSeq, a predicted model, not a curated record
AUUUUUUGGCCAUUUUGUUUUUUCUAUUGUAGAGCUCUUUCAAUGGCAUUUACCAGUGAGCAAAAUCGGCGAUACUGUGACUUGGGUCAGAGAAAUUUCGACCCACAAUGACCGGAGGAGGAAACAGGAAGGUAUCGGCGGCAUCUGUUAGCGGAGGAGUUCAUACGAGGAUGAAAUCAAAGCAGAGCAACUCUUUGCGGCUUUCCCUAGGAGUAUUCGGAAAACUGCUGGGGCUUCUCCUUUUGGGAAUUUCAGCAUGGUUCUAUCAGUUGAUUCAACCUCCUCCUCCGAAGAUAUGUGGCUCCCCUGGUGGCCCUCCCAUUACAGCACCAAGAAUAAAGCUCAGAGAUGGAAGGCAUUUAGCUUACAAAGAGCAUGGUGUGCCAAAAGACAAAGCCAAGUACAAAAUUGUCUCAGUCCAUGGCUUUGAUUCUUGCAGACAUGACACUGCAGCUGCCCGAGCCCUUUCUCCGGAACUUUUUGAAGGCUUGGGAAUCUACAUUGUGUCUUUUGAUAGACCUGGUUAUGGAGAGAGUGAUCCCAACCCGAAGAGGACGGUGAAGAGUGCGGCUAUGGACAUAGAAGAACUUGUAGACCAAUUGGCACUUGGAACCAAAUUCUAUGUUAUUGGAGGUUCCAUGGGUGGGCUAAUAGUUUGGAGCUGUCUGAAGUACAUACCAAACAGGCUGGCGGGGGCAGUACUAAUAGCUCCAGUUAUCAACUAUUGGUGGUCAGGUCUUCCUGCAAAUUUAUCUAACGAGGCUUUCAAAUGGAAACCAUUGCAAGACCAGUGGGCUCUAAGUGUUGCUCACUAUACUCCUUGGCUUACAUACUGGUGGAACACACAGAAAUGGUUUCCUGCUUCAAGUAUUAUCGCUCACAAUCCUGACGUUCUUUCGCCUGCCGACAAAAAUCUCAUUCCUAAGCUCUCAUUUAGACAUGAGUAUACGGCUCAGAUUAGACAACAAGGUGAAUAUGAAUCCCUCCAUCAGGAUCUAAAUGUUGGAUUCAGCAGCUGGGAGUUCAGUCCUCUGGACCUAAAAAAUCCAUUCCCUCACAAUAACGGGUCGAUCCACAUAUGGCAGGGAGACGACGAUAGGGUCGUGUCUCCUAAACUGCAACGUUACAUUGCUGAAAAGCUCCCAUGGAUUCGCUACCACGAGGUAUCAGGUGCUGGACACUUGUUCUCUUAUGCUGAUAAUGUUUAUGAUUCUGUGAUCACUGCUCUUUUACUUGAAGAGAAAUGAACCUAUAUGAGCAUUCUUUCUGAUCUUCUGGGAUUUAUGUGGUGUUUUUUUUCUUGUUGGUAUUGUUUUUUUGGUAAAUGCUUUCAGUUUGAUAUGCUGUUGUUUGAGAAUCCCAUUUCUGCUUUAUAUCAUCUUCACUCAAAGUGUUAACUUGGAGUCGAUGGUUUGUUCACCCUUGAACUUGCAUUGUAAUGGCAGCUCAUGAGCACCAAUGAAUGGCUUUGGCCUCCAUUUUUUGUUGA